AUGGCCACCAAGCAAAUGAAAGGGUUGAAUUCCUUCAUCAUGGACUUGAGAAAUAGCCGAGAUGUUGAACAGGAAAACAAAAGAAUCAACCUCGAGAUCAAUAACAUCCAAUCUAAAUUUAAACAUCACUAUGCAUCCAAUGAAGUAAGCACCAAUACCAAUUCCAAUGGCAAGGACGAUAUCUCCCUUUCAGGGUACCAGAAGAAAAAGUAUAUUUGUAAAUUGAUCUAUAUAUACCUCCUAGGAUACUCUGAAGCAACAAACUUUGGAGUUAGGGAACCAUUGAACCUUGUAGCAUCUACCGUCUACUCCGAGAAACAGACCGGAUACUUGGCUCUAUCCAUUUUGUUCAAAAGAUCUCCCACAAGUUCGCUCAAAGAACACUUAAAUGAUUUGAUGGAUGUCAUGAACGGCUCAUUGUUGAGAGAUUUACAAUCGAAUAAUGAGGACUUCAAUUGUUUGGCCUUACAUUUCAUUUCUUCUAAUUUCAAUAUCGACAAUGAAAGAAUUGACACCGAGGGUUCGUCUAAGAUACACAUAGUUGACGACCAGGAUGACAACGCCCGUCAAUGGUUGGAGCUCACUGAUUUGGUGUUUUCGUUUGCAACUUCUCCCAUAGUUGCCAAACAUACCAGGAAGAAGGCUGUGCUUGCCUUGCACGUUCUCUUUAAGCUUUAUCCCGGAGUUAUCAUUAGUAACAGCAAUUGGGUUCCCCGUAUACUUUCGCUACUUGAAGAAAAUGAAGAUCUAGGGCUAUUGACUUCAUCAAUCCCUCUUAUUGAGUUUAUAACGACAUCCAUUAGUGCCAAAUAUGCUAAGUCCACGAUGUCUUCGAUAGCAAGAUACCUUCAUCGCUUGCUCAUUGAAGAUGCAUGUCCCAAAGAAUACUACUACUAUUCUGUUCCAGCUCCAUGGUUACUAGUUAAACUUCUUUCAUUGGUAGAACUGUUAUUUUUGUUGGUCGAUGAAAAAACGGGGAACACUGUUUUGACAUUGACUGACUUGGACCUGACCACGAUCGGCAACUUAAGACUGGUAAUUUCCAGAUCAAUCCAAAACUCUUCUCAGCCUGUAAAAGGCUUACCUAAAAAGAAUUCAAACAGUAGUAUCCUCUUCCAAGCAGUGUCGUUGGUUAUCUUCUUAAAUGCAUCGAACGAGGCGGUAAAGGGCGCAGUGAACGCGUUAAUUUACUUGUUGGAUUCACACGAAACUAAUACAAGAUAUUUGUCAUUGGAUGCAUUAAUCAAGCUCAUUGGUAGAGGAUCAAUCUCAGAUGUUGGUAAUGUUUUUUUCACCAAUGAAUUCAAUAUUUUGAUUCCUAAACUUUUUCACUUAUUAAGUAGAGACAAAGAUGUGUCUAUAAAGAGAAAGACGUUGGAUUUAUUAUACACUCUCUGCAAUGGGUCCAAUUAUAUCAAUAUUAUUAAUGGUAUCUUGGAGUUUUAUCCUCAUUGUGAGUAUUCAUUGAAAGGUGAAGUUGCCAUUAAAGUUGCGGUAUUAAGUGAAAAAUAUGCAACUGAACUGACGUGGUAUGUCACUACCAUGUUAAAUUUGAUCUCUCAGGGAACCUCAGCAGCUGCAAGCACGAGCACCAAUAGCCACGGCAGUAGUACACAGAUCGGAAAUGAAGUGUGGGAAAGAAUUGUUCAAAUCAUUGUAAAUAAUGAAGAACUUCAAGCUCAAAGUUGUAAAAAAAUAAUUUCUUUAUGCAACAAGUCAAGUGGCAGCAAUGCAGUCUCUGAAAACAUAAUUAAAGUUGGGGGUUUUGUAUUAGGAGAGUACGGUCAUCUCAUAGUUAAUGAAAAGAGCGAUGGUGAUGAUGAUUACUCUGCAGAAAGUCAAUUUCAAAUCCUCUUUAGUGGGUAUUUUAGGUCUAGUCUUUCCACAAGAGCGAUGCUAUUAACGUCGUUUCUCAAAUUCUUUGAGAAGUACCAGGAUGAGCCUUUCAUACCCGACAUUAUAGAUCUUUUUGAAAUAUCUACGCAGUCUAUUGAUUUGGAAAUUCAGACAAGAGGAUUUGAAUACUUGAAGCUUUGUACUGCUGAUAAUCUGAAAGAAUUGUUAUCAGUAGUUACUAGGCAAUUUCCUGUCUUUGAAAAGAAGGUGAGCCCCUUAAUGUCAAGAAUUGGUAAUGUUGAAAGGAUUGUAGGUAGAAAUAGAUCAUCGUCAUUCGUCAACCCGCAUACCAUACAACAGCAGAAGUCAGCAAAGUCUCCUUCUGUAACGCCUCCGCCGGCAUCAGGUUUAACAGUCCCACCCUUAAAUGCUCCAUUCAAGGGAGUUGGACAACACAGAUCUGUUUCCACUUUAAGUUUACCCGUAACAGAAGAGAUAGACGAAGAUGAAAGUAAUGACGACGAAUUAGUUGAAAGCAGAAACCAAAAGACGUUUGAAGGAGAGGAAGAUCCAUUUCACGAUGGGGUCAAGGAAAAAGUCAUCUUAUCUCCUAAUUGGUACCAUGGAUAUCAUCGUAUGUUACAGUAUGAUGCUGGGAUCUUUUAUGAAAAUCAAUUUGUCAAGAUACUUUACAGGAUCAUUAAAGCCAAUUCCAACAUCCAGUACAAGUUCACAAUUAUUAAUAAUGCUGCCAAAACAGCAGGAACUAACCUUACAGGGUUUACAAUAUUGGAUUUGGAGAGUUCUGCUUCUAAAACAGAUCCUAAUUAUCUUAUUCAGCUAGGUAAUCAACCUGAACAGACGAUCGCUGACAAAACUACAUUUGACGUUAAUAUCAAGAUAAGAAAUAUAGUAGAAAAUGACGAGAGUCCAAUUAUUACAUUAUCAUUUAAUAGUGGAGGUUCUUUUAAUCAAUUGAAAUUAAAAUUCCCUGUUUGCUUCUUGAGAACUUUGACGUCAACAAAUCAAAUAGAAUUGGAAGAUUUCAAGAAGAGGUGGCUACAAAUUGGAGAGCAAUUGCCUGGUCCUCAAGGCGAAUGUAUUUCCAGAACACUCACAAAUUAUAGAUGUAACUCCCUGAAUGUAGUCAGAUUACUAGCUAGAUUGGGAUUUAAUGUUGUAUACAGUACUCCAGAUAAUACAGAGGCUGGAAUUUUGGUUAUGGGUGCUGGUAUUUUACAUUCACAAAAAUCAAAUUAUGGUGUAUUGGUUACAAUUAGAAGUACUGAUGAUGUUGGAAAGGAAUUUGAAAUUAUAGUACGUUGUACUGGAGGAGGGAUUUCAGAAGUGAUUAAUUCAUCCUUAAGAGAAGUUUUGGAAGGAAAAUUCUAG
Messenger RNA from Dujonia railenensis, 3228 nucleotides. Lineage: Eukaryota; Fungi; Ascomycota; Pichiomycetes; Serinales; Debaryomycetaceae. The record is from the annotation of a GenBank genome assembly.